This is a messenger RNA of Drosophila bipectinata, 1234 nucleotides long. RefSeq names its product G-box-binding factor. NCBI's taxonomy places the organism in Eukaryota, Metazoa, Arthropoda, Insecta, Diptera, Drosophilidae. The record is from RefSeq and is a predicted model, not a curated record.
AAUAAAUUAUCAAAAUUCACAGUUAAAAAUAGUAAACAAAAUUCUCAGUUAAAUAAAUUUUCAAACACUUUCCGAGUCCAACGAAUUUUCCCAGUUAUUCGACAAUGAAUUUUUGCUCGGUACCUUACGAGGCCGACUACGGCAUGUAUGCCGAUGGAAAGUUGAAGAACAUGUCCCAGUUCCCGGCCAUGGGCAUGAACCCGGGCCAGGGUCAUGCCGGGCAGCCGCUGAACCCGCCCUCGAUGAACCUGCAGAUGCCCGGAAUGGCGCCGCCGCAACAAAUGCCCUCCUACCCCAUGCCCGGCAUGCCGUUGGGCAUGCCCAUGUCCACCAUGUCGUCCCAGCUGCCGAUCGGGGCGGUGACGCCGUUGAGCAGCAUGACGAUGAUGCCCAUGAACCUGGGCAAUCCGAUGGGCUCCAUCGAUGCCCCGGGCAUGAACGCCGUCAUUCCGGACCUGCAGCCCAUGUCCUCCAUGGGGCAGGUGAAUCAGAUGGGCCAAAUGGGUAACCAGGUGGCGCAAAUGGGCAACCAGAUGGGACAGAUGGGGCAGCCGAUGCAGCAGUACCACAACUCGGGCCACAUGAGCCAGAUGCAUCAGGGCCGCCUGACUGGCGGGGCCAGUCCGAUGAGCUCUGUCCAAUCGUCGCCAUCCCAGGCGGGCAACUGGAACCAGGGCGGCAUGCCCGCUUCCAGUCCCCAGAUGUCCAAUGGCGGCAUGUGGCAGUAUGGCCACUACAUGCAGCAGCCCCAACAGUCGCAGCAGUAUGGCCACCAAGGGGCACACCACAACCACCAUAACCAGCAGCAGCAUCAACAACACCAGCAGUCCCAGCAGGUGCAGCACCAGGCUGCCCCACACCUGCAGCAUCAGCACCACCACCAGCAGCAGCAGCAUCAGCAGCAGCAGCAAAACCCCCGGAUGAAGAGCUCCUACGAGAUGGCCUCCAACAACAUGAGCUUCCAGCGCGAGCUGAGGAACGGACUGAAUUCGCCCUCCAUGAACGACUCCAAGUAUAGUAAGAGCAAUCAAUCAUUUAACUGUGGAAAAUCGGUUAGCAAGGUCCCACAUUGGCGUUGAUGACCUCUGGACUUUCAAGCUUAUCACCUUUGUUAAUUUUACCCGAAUUUUCCCCAAAAUGCCAUGAUUUUUGGAUGAUGUCGACCAACACUUGCAAGCAAACCCCCUAAGACUCGCAUUACUCACACACAACACACACAACACACACAACACAC